AUGUCCGUCUUUGCCCCGGCUCCUCCCCCCAAGUCGGCCCUUGGCCGCUACCGUCUGCUCUCGCCGCUCGCCAGCGUCCGUGUCAGCCCGCUGUGCCUGGGCGGCAUGAACCUUGGCGAAGCCUGGAAGGACUACAUGGGCAGCGUCGACCACAAGACCGCCGAUGAGCUGCUUGACUAUUUCUACGACAAAGGUGGCAACUUUAUCGACACCUCCAACAACUACCAGUGGGCAGAGGAGUCCGAGCAGUGGAUCGGUGAGUGGAUGGAGAAGCGCGGCGUCCGCGACCAGAUGGUCAUUGCCACCAAGUAUACCACCAACUACCGCCAUAUGAAGCCCGACCACAUCCAGGCCAACACCAGCGGCAACAGCACCAAGAGCCUGCGUGUCUCCGUCGAAGCGUCCCUCAAGAAGCUCCGCACCGACUACAUUGACAUCUUGUACGUCCACUGGUGGGACUACGCCACGAGCAUCCCCGAGGUGAUGCAGUCCCUCAACCAGCUGGUCCAGGCCGGCAAAGUCUUGUACCUUGGCGUCUCCGACACGCCCGCUUGGGUCGUCAGCAAGGCCAACGAGUACGCCCGCAACCACGGCCCCCGCCCCUUUAGCGUCUACCAGGGCAUGUGUUCGGCCGCCACGCGCGACUUUGAGCGCGACAUUAUCCCCAUGGCCCGCGACGAGGGCAUGGCUCUGACACCCUGGGGCGCUCUGGGCGGUGGCGCCUUCAAGACGGAGGAGCAGCGCCGCCGCCAGCAAGAGCAGAAGGAGGGCCGCCAGGCGCCCGCCUCGCCCGAGGCCCUUGCUGUCAGCCGCGUCCUUGAGACUGUGGCCAGCCGCCACAACACGGUGAUUACCAGUGUGGCCCUUGCCUAUGUCAUGCAAAAGACGCCUUAUGUCUUCCCCAUUGUGGGCGGCCGCAACGCGGCACAGCUGCAGAGCAACAUUGACGCGUUGUCUCUCGUCCUGACCAAGGAGGACGUCGCCGAGAUCGAGGCGGCGGUGCCCUUCGACUUGGGCUUCCCGCACAACUUCUUAGCGCACACCGCCGCGCGCAACACCUCCACACCCAACCACUACCAGAACACCGGUCUCUUGGCCAUGUCGGCGACAUACGACUAUGUCCCACAGCAGCAGGCCAUCCGUAUUCCAAAGGACAUCACCAAGGCCGAGUAA
Molecule: messenger RNA, 1173 nt
Organism: Sporothrix brasiliensis 5110
Lineage: Eukaryota; Fungi; Ascomycota; Sordariomycetes; Ophiostomatales; Ophiostomataceae
Exons: 3
Coding region: 1-1173 (390 amino acids)
Source: RefSeq, a predicted model, not a curated record